Symphalangus syndactylus (siamang) is the source of this 3796-nucleotide messenger RNA. RefSeq lists its product as uncharacterized. The record is from RefSeq and is a predicted model, not a curated record. NCBI's taxonomy places the organism in Eukaryota, Metazoa, Chordata, Mammalia, Primates, Hylobatidae.
UGCAGCAGCUCCCCCAGCGCCCUGGCCCGGACACGCAAACACACAAUCCGGAGGCGAAGACUGAGCCAGGGUGAGGAGAGAAAAAAAGGAGCAAAACAGACUGAUUUUAAUAAUGCUAAAAAUAACCGUGUCAAUACUCCCUCUGUCUGGGGAGCCACGGAUCACUUUCUAAGGCACUUUCCCAUCUUCCUUCUCCAUGGCUGGUAGCAAGAGCCCUGGAGCGGAUUCAGGCCCCCCUCCCCCCAGCUUCCAGACCAAGCUCUCCUGAGCCACUCAUGGGAUCUUUGGUGAAGGACUUCACCCAGUGAGAUCUCAGUGCCCCUGUCUGCACAAAGGAGGUGGCAACCCUAGCUCUGUGUACCUCUGAGAGAUACAGGAAGAGCUGGAGUCCUUGGAGGGUGAGUCUGUCAUUUAACAGAUGAGCAAAUUGAGGCAUGAAGAUGGGGGCGAGGGGGCCACUCAAGAUGGAGAGAGAUGUGGUGCAUCUGCUCCCUGGGAAAGCCAGGGUGAUGUCCCCCAUGAAGGAAACAGCUGCUCACACAGCUCACACAGACCCUCCCGGCAGCCCCACAGGAGGCCAAAUGUGGAUCAGGCAACCCUGUGUUAGAGAUGAGGAAGUCAAGGCCCAGAGGGUGUUCCAGCCUGGCCCACGUCAGCAGGGCUCAACCCCAGCCUCUUGACUCCCACAAAGACCUUCUCCAAACAGGCAGUGCCAGUGGACCCUUGAGGUGGCAGUGCCUGACCAAUACAACAUGCAUGACUGAGGUCUGGAUCCAAGAGGGUCACGUCCCUUCCCCACCCAGCUGUCUCUCUCAGCACUAUCCCUGGACGGUCUGGACAUUGUACUCUUCUGUCAUUCCUGGCUGACCCCUGUUUUAUCACAAAUGGCCACUAUCCAUAUCCAGAUCACUUGCUGGGAUCUAGCUGGCCUUGCCUGUGACUGGACCCACCACUAACCACUCUCCCAUCAGCUCCUCCAACCUCCCUGAUGCAUGAGGACACCAGCACUUCCUGGACACUUGCCACGGCCCCUGCAUAAGCCUAUCACCACUAACCAGACGCAGAAGCCCAGGCCCAGAGAGGGUUUGCCCGGUCCCUGGGCGGGUGGUGUGGGAAACUGCAUUUUGAGACUCGGGCAGGACACUCACAGUCCUCCCGGGGUUGCAACACAUUGACUUUCAGGUUCCCACACUUCCCCUGGGCCCUCCACCCUCUGAAUUACUAGAUCCUUCCCCAACACCCCUGUGCAUCUCUGCACCAUCUUCCUUCUACCUGCUAUAAUGUUCUCCCCUUCCUCUUUCUGCCAAUUUCUUAUUCCAUCCUCAAGUUCCAGCUAAAUGUCACCUCUUCUGUGAGGUCUUCCUGGAUAGCCCCUGGCAGAGCUGGCUUCUCUCCCCAGUGAGAGCCUGCCCAGUUACUCAGACCUCCACCAUGACCACCCCUGACUGUGUCAUAAUGGGCAGCCAGGUGCUCUUAUCUAACAGUCUGCAGACACUCCUCUCAGCCAUUCAGUGUCUGUGUUACCUUGGAGAAAUUAUUCAACCUCUCCAUGUCUCAGUAUCUUCAGCUAAAAUGUGGCUUUCGGUAGACCUGUUCAAGCCUUGCAGAAGACUUAGAAUACUACCUGGCAGAUGUCGUGUGCUCAAAAAAUGUUAAUUACUACUGCUGUCAGCAAUAUCACCACCACCAUCAUCAUCACCAUCACCAUCAUCACCAUCAUCAUCACCACCAUCACCAUCAUCACCACCAUCACCAUCAUCAUCACCAUCACCACCAUCACCAUCAUCAUCACCACCGUCACCAUCAUCAUCACCAUUACCAUCAUCACCAUCACCACCACCAUCAUCAUCACCAUCAUCACCAUCAUCACCACCAUCACCAUCAUCAUCACCAUUACCAUCAUCACCAUCAUCACCAUCAUCACCAUCAUCAUCACCAUCAUCACCAUCACCACCAUCACCAUCAUCAUCACCAUUACCAUCAUCACCAUCACCACCACCAUCACCAUCAUCACCACCAUCACCAUCACCACCAUCACCAUCAUCACCACCAUCAUCACCACCAUCACCAUCAUCACCACCAUCACCAUCAUCACCAUCAUUAUCACCACCACCAUCAUCACCAUCACCACCACCAUCAUCAUCACCAUGAUGACCACCAUCACUAUCAUCACCAUCACCAUCAUCACCAUCACCAUCACCAUCAUCACCACCAUCAUCACCACCAUCACCAUCAUCACCACCAUCACCAUCACCACCAUCACCAUCAUCACCACCAUCAUCACCACCAUCACCAUCAUCACCACCAUCACCAUCAUCACCAUCAUCAUCACCACCACCAUCAUCACCAUCACCACCACCAUCAUCAUCACCAUCAUGACCACCAUCACCAUCACCACCACUACCAUCACCAUCACCACCACCACCACCAUCACCAUCACCAUCACCAUCAUCAUCACCACCAUCAUCAUCACCAUCACCAUCAUCACCAUCACCAUCAUCACCAUCACCACCACCAUCAUCACCAUCACCACCAUCACCAUCACCAUCACCAUCAUCACCAUCACCAUCAUCACCAUCACCAACAUCGCCAUCACCACAAUCACCACCACCACCAUUGUCACUAUCACCACCACCACCAGCAUCAUCACCACCAUCACCACCACCAUCACCAUCAUCAUCACCAUCACCACCACCAUCAGUAGCAGCAUCUCCCUUACUUGACUUCCCAGGUCCUUGCAGGUAGGGAAUACGCACAAGUCAUCUUUGUCUCUCUAGACUGGUGCCCUGGCACAUAGUAGGACAUAGUAGGUGCUUCUAACCUUGUUAGAUGAUAAGGUGGACAGGCAGGUGGGCACGUGGAUAAAUGAAUACAUGAAGGGGCAGGUAGAUGGUUGAAUGAGUGGCUGAAAGGAUGGGUGGGUGUGUGGGUAAAGAGGGAUGGAAUGGAUGAAUGAGUCAGUGAAUGAGUGAGUGCACCGCUGUAAGAAGCGCAGAUGGGUGGCUGAGUUGGUCCCUCCCACACCCAGGCUUCAAAUGCUGAGCCGCUUAGUAACAGCAGACAUCACAGUGUCCCCAUGGAGCCAUGAUAUUAAAAUCCCUGAAGGCUGCGUUGUCAAUAUCCGGGGGAGAUUAUCUCUGGAGCCAUCAGCAGCAGGAGUGGGCCUCCCACUUCCCGGGCCCUCAGUUCUGCUGGGGCAGAUGACACCUCCCUUUCUGAGCUUCUGCAGAGGGACCAAGCAAUGCCUGCAGAGUCUUGCAGGUUCUGGCUCGCUGGGCUAGGCAGCUCCUUCCUGCUUCAGACCCCAGGGGAAGUCUGGGGCAUGCCAGGACUGGGGCAGUUAGCACCCUGGCUGUGGGCAUGGUCCCCACCCACCCACACCCAGGCCUUCCAUCCUCCCUCUGAAAAGCUCUGCAGCUUGGGUUUUCCUCCAUCCCUGCCAUCGCUCCUGUCCAGUCUCUUGCCAGCCUCCAGGUACCUCUGUCCCCACCCCUCAUGGCUCUGCUGCUGGGGGCACACAGAGCUCCCAUCCCCUACUGAAAAAACCACAUGCAAAGUGAAGUGGGCAGAUGGCAGCCCAGCUCUUGGGUCCCCCACCCAACCCCCAGGGCCACCACAGGGCUUGCUUCUGCACUUGGGUUCUACUUUGUUUGGGCAGGACCCCUUCACAUCCUCAAAAUUAGCAAGCACCUCCGAAAGCAUUUGUUUGUGUCGGUUUUAUUUAUCCAUGCUGAUGGUGUUAGAAACAAAAUAUACAUUAAAAAUGUUAACUCAUUUGAAAAUUACAUAUUGAUGC